Molecule: messenger RNA, 874 nt
Organism: Zerene cesonia (dogface butterfly)
Lineage: Eukaryota; Metazoa; Arthropoda; Insecta; Lepidoptera; Pieridae
Exons: 1
Coding region: 166-858 (230 amino acids)
Source: RefSeq, a predicted model, not a curated record
AAAAAAUAAGUAGGUACGUCCGUAAGAACGACAGCUGUCAGUUUAUGGCCAAUUUUUAGGUUACUGCUGCAUGACGUAAAAGGAGAGGUUAUGUUUACAAAAUUUGUGGCCACCUUGCGUGUCUGUAUAAUCAAUAUAGCUUAUUCUAUAUCUUAAUAUAUUAAAAUGGGAAGACGUGACAAGAAAAGGGAUAAGAAUACGAAAGACACUACUGAAUCCAAUGCAGAUAUAAGUAACUAUAUAGAAGAGGAAAAUUGUGAUGUUGCUGAUAAAUCUAAUAACAUUAAUGAUGUAAAUUUUUCGAACAAACGGCCACUAGACGAAAGCGAAGGUGACAGUGAUGCAGAAACGAAGCCUAAGAAACCUAAAAAGAAAAAGAAACGUGCUGUGCCUUCAGAAGAGACCGAAACUACAAGUAAGAAAAAUAAAAAGUCCAUUCGUCAAAUGAAGAAAGAAAAGUUUAUUCAACGCCAAACAGAGGCAGCCGCAGCAGCAAAAGAUCAGUUAAAAUCUCAAUGUCUCAAUUACUUAUCACAGUGGAAACAUGACCGACAAAAUUGGAAAUUUAUGAAAGCUAAACAAGUUUGGCUCUACAAAAAUAAGUUUUCAAAGCUCCUUAUACCUGAAACUUCAUGGCCUUUAUUGUUAGAAUAUUUUGAGUCGGCACAAGGCAAUAUCCGAAAAAUGUUAUUGGAUGAUGCCAACAAAAUAAUCAAACAAAUGGAUGAAUGGACAGAAUCCCAAGUUAAUAAUGAAAAGGACAAUGAAAAUGAAGAAGUGGAAGAAUCAGACCAUGCAAAACCUGAUGAUGUUAUAUAUAAUAGGGCACGAAGUUUAAUACAAUGCUUACAGGAAUAAAACAAUAUCUUUUUUU